UGGAAGCACAAUGAAUGUGACCGACAAGACGGCUACAUUCAACAUUUUCCACAGGAAUGCACGUGUGGGGCCACCCGCGAAACCCAAAGAAGCAUCACCAACGGUGAGAUUGGGAUCCUCCACUUUCAAUGGCUUGCGUGAGAAGUUUAGGAAGGAGAGCUGA
This is a messenger RNA of Sphenostylis stenocarpa, 163 nucleotides long. The record is from the annotation of a GenBank genome assembly. NCBI's taxonomy places the organism in Eukaryota, Viridiplantae, Streptophyta, Magnoliopsida, Fabales, Fabaceae.